Messenger RNA from Prorocentrum cordatum, 1578 nucleotides. The record is from the annotation of a GenBank genome assembly. Lineage: Eukaryota; Dinophyceae; Prorocentrales; Prorocentraceae.
GUCAGGGUGAUCCAGGUUCGCGUGAUCCGUUGGCCAGAGGCGACGGUCUUCGGCGGCGAGCCAGCAGAGAGAUGGCGUUUCGCCGAGAUCCAGACCGUGGAGCGCCGAAUCGUGCAGGUUGGCGUCGAGCGUCGCAACGAUGUGGAGCUCCAGCAGCAGAUCAGCACCUAUGUGGCCGGCAUCGUUGACUUCCAGCAGGGCAGGCACGAGCUGGAGACCGUAGGUAUGCGCUUGAGGGUCACUGAGGCGGAGCUCGAGACGGCGAGGGACGGCCUCAGGGUCGAGUACGACGAGGCCAAGCAGUACUUGAACCACGAGAAGAGCGAGUACGAGCAGCAGAUCCGUCGUGCUCGGCAUGCGGCUACCACCCACAUCCAGCAAGAGUUGCAGCAGUGCGUCGAGGAGCGCGACGCUGCGAUGGUGCGGUCCAGGGAUGUCCACAAUGCCGAGAUGCGGGUCUUGGAUGCCGAGGCCAAUCACGUCUUGGUUGCAGGUCGUGCUGAGAACGAGCUGCGGUCUGAAGUCGGAGCGAUCAAGAGGGCGCGAGACACGCUUCAGACCGAGUGGACCGAGGCGACCGAGCAGGUCCGGAGCGCCGAGGCCAAGGUGCAGCAGAGAGGCAUCGCAAAGGACCAGGACUUCGAGCGUCUCAAGGCGGAGGCGAGCGACCUGAAGUUCAAGUUGCAAGAGGAGUCCGAGAUCGCGCAGUUGGCGCGGCGGCGGCUGACUACGCGUGCCCAGUCGUCGGACGACCAGCUGCGAGGGGAGCUCAACGACGCGGCCAUGAAGUGCGAGAUGGUGGAGGCCGAGGCGUCCAGGCAGAUCGCGGCUGCGUGGGCUGAGUGCGACAUGAAGGUCGAAUCAGCUCAGCACGAGGAGCGGGAACACAAGCGAGGCGCAGAUUCGGCCAGGGUGAAUUUCUACGCAAGCCAGGCUUUGCACAACACCGAGAAGGAAUACUACGAGCACGAGGUCGACGAGUUGCGCGCCGAGUCCCGCGAGUUGAGGGACGAGAAGGCGGCCUUGGCGAGGGCGGCCCAGGAGCUGAUGGACAUCCAAGCUCCAGGACCGCAUGAGCAUGAGUACGCCGAAGGCCAUUGGGAGCAGCAGGACGACAUGGAUUUCGGCAGUCGGACUGGACCAGUCGAUCCAGGACCUGCGGUCCCACCAGGACUCUCGAGGCAGUCGGCGGCAACGCCGGGUGCAUCGUCCCAGGACGCUGGCAUCGCCGCAGCCAUGAUGGAGUUCAUGCGCCAGAUGGCCGACCAGCAGCGUGCUGGGGUCGAGGAGCAGAGCGCGCUGCUGAAGGGGCUUACGCGCGCCCAGGAGAGCUUGGCCGAGGCGCAGCGCGAAUCCCAGUCGAAGCUGAAGCCAGCGAAGCCUUCGCUCACGGGCAAGGAUGCGAGCACCUUGAAAGUCGAGCUUGAGAAGUUCCGCACCUACCAGAACGAAGCGCGCCAGAACAGCAAGGCGAUCUGGUUCGAGGGCGCGAGGGCCAUCGCUGAGGGCACCGCGAAGAUCGAGCUCGAAGACAUGAUCGUUACCGAGAUGGGUGGCGAGGAGGCCUUCCAGAAGCUG